Molecule: messenger RNA, 1806 nt
Organism: Mesorhabditis spiculigera
Lineage: Eukaryota; Metazoa; Nematoda; Chromadorea; Rhabditida; Rhabditidae
Source: the annotation of a GenBank genome assembly
AUGACGUGCAGCGGAGAAGGCCCGGGCAAUUUGGCCUUGGCUAUUUACGGGUUCCGCCAUGUCGAGCGCCAAUAUGAGGCGGCGGGAAUACACUGGGAAGUGAGGACGAUCCGGGAUCGUCUCUCGCUCGGCCACUGUACGCUCCCCGUCUACAGAAAUCCCGAUGCGCCGGUGGUUGCCGUCGCCGCACCGACCGGAAAAAGCAAGAAGAAGGUGGUGGUGAAAGAGCAGCUGGAGCCGCGGGUCGAGCUCUUCGACGCCGACGACCACAAAUACGAAAAGUACCUGAUGAAGCUCGACCCGAAUGACACGAAGAAUCAGGACCACUACAAGGUGCUGGGGCUGAAGAAGCUGCGCUGGGAGGCCACCGCCGAGGAGAUUCGCAUUGCCUACCGUCAAAAAGUGCUGAAGCACCACCCGGACAAGAAGAAGCACGCCGGGAUCCCGCUGCCCGCCGGCGAAGACUUCUUCACGUGCAUCACCAAGGCCAACGAGCAGCUCGGCAUGAGCGAGGCGAAGCGGCGCGCCUACGACUCGGUGGACCCGAAAUACAGCGACGACUUGCCGAACGAGAAGGAGGUGAACGCCAAGAAUUUCUACGAGCUGCUCGGGCCCGUCUUUGCCGAAAAUGGGCGAUUCUCCAUCCCGCAGCCGGUGCCGCUCCUCGGCGACGAAUCGAGCAGCCGCGAGGAUGUGGAGGAAUUCUACUCGUUUUGGUUCAACUGGAAUACCUGGAGGGAGUAUAGUUACGACGACGAGCAGGACAAGGAGAAGGGCGAGGAUCGAUGGGAGAGAAGGGAAAUGGAGAAGGCGAACAAGGUGGAGAGGGAACGACGCCGCAAAGAAGAGAUCAAACGGAUCAGCAACCUCGUCCACAUGGCCCACAACAAAGACCCGAGGAUUUCCAAGUUCAAGAAGGAAGAGGCCGAGGCCAAGGAGAAGGCGAAGGAGGAACGGGCCCGUCUGCGCCGCGAGAAGCAAGAGGCCGAAGAGCUGGAGAAGCGGAAGGCCGAGGAAGCCGUCGCCGCCCAGAAGCGUGAAGAGGCUGCCAAGGAAAACGCCGCAAAACUGGAGGAGAAGCGGCAAAAGGAUGCCGCCAAGCAGGCGAACAAGGCCCAGAAAAAACGUUUGGAGGGGCUGUGCGAAGCGGGCAACUACUGGACGACAGACUCGAAGGAGAAGCUCGCCGCCAUGGAACGCUUCGAUCGGUUGACCUUUUUGCUGAACACGGACGAGAUCGGGGAGCUGUGCGACCAGAUUGAGAAGAUCAAGCUCGACGCCCCGGCCGUCAAUCGACUGAUCCAAGACGCUGAGGACGAAAAGAACCGAGCGCGCACCGCCGCCGAAACGGCCAGCAGGGCCAACAAGGAGAACACGACGACAAAAGAGGCGGAGAUUGUGCUGUGGACCGACGAGGAGAUCCUUCUUCUUACGAAGGCGGCCAACCUGUACCCGGCCGGCACGAUCGACCGCUGGAUCGUGAUCGCCGACUACGUGAAUGAACACCGAAAGGGGCAGACAACACCCAAAAAGACCGAGAAGCAGGUCAUCAAACAGACAAAACUGGUGCAAACGGGACAGGCGAAGCCGACGGCCGCCUCGCAGAACAAGCUCGGCGCCCCGUUGCCCGAUGAGGAAAACUGGAGCGCGAAGGAGCACAGCGCGUUGGAGGCGGCGCUGAAGAAGUAUCCGGCCAGCGACCCGGAGCGAUGGGAAAAGGUAGCCACCGAGGUGCCGGGCCGCACGAAGAAGGACUGCAUCAAACGAUUCAAAUACGUCGCGCAGCUCAUCAAAAAUCAGAAGAAA